AUGAUGACCAGCAAUCGGAUGGUCAUCAAUGUCGACUGGCCGCUUCCCGCUGCCCCCCGUCCGUCCAAUAUCACCUCCCCUUCCUCGAGUCCUCAAGGCCCGGGAGUCGAUUCUUCCGCGUGCACGUCGGGUACCGGUGGCUUGGCAUACCCUCCUGGGUUGGGCCCUCAAGAUGAUGGUGCUUCCGCUCCCGCCAAUAACGAUCCGCCGUUCGUUUGGGGUACUGGGGUCCCUCCUCCCGAUCCGGUCCGAACCGACCGUGAGUGGACGGAUCUUCCCGUCUGGACGACAGCGGAUCGCCCAGCCACGCCUGAGACGUUUCCUCAGGACAUCGAAGUUUACCCCUCUGAGGGGGUUGCGGAAUCCGAACCUGACGCCGACGCCGCUGAGUCCACUGAUGCUGACUCUCCAAUGCGGUCUCCGUCCCCGCUAGAACUCGCUCCUGUACCGAUUGCGGACUACCCGUCCCUAUCCGAUGCCGAUAUCCAAGUUCUUCUUUGUCCGACCGAGUACCGGGGUGUGGCUAUCCCCAAUGUGCACUCCGACAAGGUAACCUAUCUCUACGAGAAUUUUAUCACCAGUUUUGUCUUCUACUGCCGCAGAAACCGCUUGGUCGAUGAGCUCUCAAUGCCUACCAGCGUCGCCUUAUUCAAACACUACGUCAAGGUCUUCCAGAUCGUGGCCACCCAGCCUUUUUGA
This is a messenger RNA of Puccinia triticina, 699 nucleotides long. RefSeq lists its product as uncharacterized. The transcript is spliced from 3 exons. Lineage: Eukaryota; Fungi; Basidiomycota; Pucciniomycetes; Pucciniales; Pucciniaceae. The record is from RefSeq and is a predicted model, not a curated record. The coding region runs from base 1 to 699 and encodes 232 amino acids.